Messenger RNA from Fragaria vesca subsp. vesca, 3485 nucleotides. RefSeq names its product phytosulfokine receptor 1-like. The transcript has a single exon. NCBI's taxonomy places the organism in Eukaryota, Viridiplantae, Streptophyta, Magnoliopsida, Rosales, Rosaceae. Gene Ontology annotation, molecular function: protein kinase activity; ATP binding; protein binding. Gene Ontology annotation, cellular component: plasma membrane. The record is from RefSeq and is a predicted model, not a curated record. Bases 75 to 3140 code for a protein of 1021 amino acids. Gene Ontology annotation, biological process: hormone-mediated signaling pathway; protein phosphorylation.
UUUAAGUGCUGCUACUUGACUGUACAUUCUUGAUUUCUCUUCAAAGUUGCAGGCUUUAUUGGUGUGUGGUAUAAAUGGGUGUUCAAGAUUUGUGGGUGGUCAUCUUUGUUAUUGGGUUUUGCUUCCAAGCUCAGGUUUUGAGCUCUCAGAACCUGACCUGCAAUCUCAAUGAUUUGAAUGCAUUGGAGGGUUUCAUGGGUGGUCUGCAGAGUGCCCUUGGUAAUUGGGGCAGGAAUUUCUCUGAUGAUUGCUGUAAAUGGGCAGGUAUUACUUGCAACUCUUCCUUCUCUCUUGGAUUGGAUGAUUCUGUUGAUAGUUAUAGAGUGGUUGAGUUGGAUCUUUCGAGUAGGAGACUAUAUGGGAACCUUUCUGAAUCUUUGGGGAAUUUGGAACAACUUAGAGCCCUCAAUCUUUCUCACAAUUUCCUUAAAAAAUCACUUCCUGCUUCACUUUUCCAAUUACCAAACUUAGAGUACUUAGACUUGAGUUCUAAUGACUUUUCUGGCCCCAUUCCAGUCGAUUUCAAUUUACCUUCGAUUCUGUCACUUGACAUCUCUCAAAAUUUCUUGAAUGGUUCUAUUCCACAAAGCAUUUGUGUAAAUUCUACUCGGCUUCGGGUACUGAAGCUGGCUGUGAACUACUUGUCUGGUAGUCUUCCAGAAAGUCUUGGCAAUUGUAGUUCCUUGGAGGACCUUUGUCUCCUCACGAAUAAUCUCUCUGGUGGUGUACCUGAAGGUAUAUAUCAGCUGCAGAAUCUGACCAGAUUGACCAUUGAAGAUAACAAGCUUACCGGGCCGCUGAGCAAAGAAGUUGGUAACCUGAUCAACCUUACUCGGUUGGAUAUAUCAACUAAUUGGUUUUCAGGGACCAUUCCGGACAUCUUCCACAGCCUCCGGAGGUUACAGUUUUUUGUUGCUCAUUCCAAUAAUUUCAGUGGUCCGAUACCCCCUUCCUUGUCAAGUUCUCCAACCAUCUCGUUGCUGAAUGUGAGAAACAACUCAUUGGAUGGUCCAAUUGAUCUAAAUUGUUCAGCAAUGACAAGUUUGGUCUCUCUUGAUCUAGGUUCAAAUCAGUUUGAUGGGGAUAUUCCAUCUAAUCUUCCCACUUGCCGGCAUUUGAAUAAUAUAAAUCUUGCCAGGAACAACUUGGUUGGCCAAAUUCCUGACAGCUUCAAGGACUUUCAUACUCUCAGUUACCUCUCACUUUCAAAUGCCAGCUAUUCUAAUCUAUCAUCUGCCCUUCAUAUCUUACAGCAGUGUCAGAAUCUAACCACUUUGGUUCUCACCAUGAACUUCUAUGAUGAAGAAUUGCCAGCUGAUCCAAACCUUCAUUUUCCAAGGUUGAAGGUAUUUAUUCUUGCAAAUUCUCGGCUCACAGGUUCGAUACCCCAAUGGUUGAGGAAGAGCAGCAGAUUGCAGUUAUUGGAUAUAUCAUGGAACCGCUUGAAGGGUACAGUUCCAGCUUGGUUUGGCAAUUUUACUAAUCUCUUCUACUUGGACAUAUCAAACAAUACUUUUACUGGGGAGAUCCCGAGUAGUUUAACCGGACUACAGAGCCUCAUUGAUGGGAAUUUUUCCUCAGUUCCGGAACCUUCCCCUGAUUUUCCUCUUUUCCAGAAAAAGAAUGUAAGUGCAAGGGGAUUGCAGUACAAUCAAGUUUGGAGCUUUCCACCGACGCUGGAACUUAGCAACAAUAAUUUCAGUGGACAGAUCUGGCCAGAAUUUGGGAAUCUGAAAUCCCUUCAUGUAUUGGAUCUGAAGUGCAACAAUUUAUCUGGACCAAUUCCAAGUUCUCUUUCUAAUAUGGUCAGCUUAGAGACUUUGGAUUUGUCUCAUAACAAGCUUUCAGGGAUAAUACCCAGUUCAUUGAUUCGCCUCAGUUUUUUGUCCAAGUUCAGUGUUGCAGACAAUCAAUUAGAGGGGGAGAUCCCUAGUGGAGGUCAGUUUGGGACUUUCCCAAAUUCAAGCUUUGAAGGGAACAACAAUCUUUGUGGUGACCAUGCUCCUCCAUGUCCAUCCAAGGUUUAUACUGAUCUCGAUCAAACCAGAAAAUCAAGAAUGAAUGUAGGAUCUAUUAUUGGUAUAGCUGUUGGAACUGUAUUUGGAACAGCAAUGCUUUUUGCUCUCAUAUUCAUAAUUGUGAUUCGGGGACAUAGUCGAAGAGAGGUUGAUCCUGAAAAAGAGCAUGAUAUGGAAGAGAAGUAUUUGGAAGAACUUGGUUCAAAAUCAGUGGUUCUUUUCCAAAACAAGGAGAACAAUAAAGAACUCUCUCUUGACGACCUCCUGCACGCCACCAACAAUUUUGAUCAGGCAAAUAUCAUUGGCUGUGGGGGUUUUGGUCUGGUUUACAAAGCCACCCUCCCUGAUGGUAAGAAGGUUGCAAUCAAGCGCCUGUCUGGUGACUGUGGCCAGAUGGAUAGAGAAUUCCGUGCUGAAGUUGAAGCACUGUCAAAAGCUCAACAUCCAAAUCUUGUCCAUCUUCAAGGGUAUUGCACUUAUAAAAGUGACAGGCUUUUGAUAUAUUCUUACAUGGAGAACAGUAGUCUCGACUAUUGGUUGCAUGAAAAGCUGGAUGGGGCAUCCUGUCUAGAUUGGAAUACAAGGCUUAAAAUUGCUCAAGGGGCAGCAAGGGGGCUUGCUUAUUUGCAUCAAUCAUGCGAACCCCAUAUUGUUCAUCGGGAUAUAAAGUCAAGUAAUAUUCUUUUAGAUGAGAAUUUUAAAGCCCACUUAGCUGAUUUUGGUCUUGCAAGGCUCCUGCUUCCCUAUGAUACUCAUGUAACAACUGAUCUUGUUGGGACAUUGGGCUACAUUCCUCCCGAGUAUGGCCAAGCCUCUGUUGCUACUUACAAGGGCGAUGUGUACAGUUUUGGGGUUGUUCUUUUGGAGCUUCUAACUGGAAAAAGGCCUAUGGAUAUGUGCAAGCCAAAAGUAGCUCGGGAUUUGAUCUCUUGGGUGUUUCAGAUGAAGAGGGAGAAGAGGGAAACUGAAGUGUUUGAUCCAGUCAUUUAUGACAAGCAGAAAGAUCAGGAGCUUUUGUGUGUUUUAGAGAUUGCAUUGCUUUGCUUAAGUGGAUGCCCUAAGGUGAGACCUUCUACUCAGCAGCUAGUUUCUUGGCUCGAUAAUAUCAACAUCAAAAUCUAGCUUUUCUUUUUGUAGAUAAACCAGGGAAAACCCUGAUUGCAUGUACAUCUAGAGAUAUUACUACUUCUGAAAGAAGUUCAAUUUCUAUAUCUAUAAUGCUGUUUUGCUGUAAAUAUGAAUCCACACAAUUGCUUAUAUAAUGAGAAGAGUAUUUCCACAAUUCCUGAAUCCUUUGUGUUGGUUCAUGGAAUGGUAUGCAUGCAGAAAUGGUUCUCCUAUUGAAUGUGGGAAAAUAGUCUGCUAUGAUUUCUAAUGUACAAGGUUGUCCGUAUAUCGGUGUAUUUCUCCUUAUACUUUUCUACUUAUUUUAUGUAUUUGAUGUCAACAGUCAAGGUUGCAUCACUU